UCGUCAUGCGUCAUUCAGUCGCAUCGUGCUGUGACAAAUUACGCAAUGUCUAACAACUGAUGUAAAAUAAGCAAUUUACCAAACAGUUGGCCAAAUUCCGUGUGUACACACACUCCGAUCGACCCAGCGAGGCACUUUAUCCACCUCCUGACCACUUCGAAAUGCUGCGCAGAACGGCAACGAUGGGAAUCAUGGCGGCGGUUGCCGUUAAAGCGACUCCCGAGCCCCAGAAACCAGCCUCCAGCGCGGCGGACUGCAGCCUGGUGUGCCGACCCAGCGAGCUGCCCAUCUACGGCAGCUUGCGCAAGACAGAACCCAAGCCAGAGCGGCAUCCACCACAAGACUCUGUGUUGCACAAGAACCUGGAGGCCGGAGUCCGCUUUGUGCGCGAGGAGGUGCAGUCUGGAUAUAAGGCGGUGGCCGAUCAGGCCGGCAUUGUCGGCCAUUACGUGGAGACCGCCAAGGCACACACCCAGUCCACCAUCGACAUGCUGAACGAGCCCCAGAACUCCCUGCACCGCAGCGGAGCCAUUGUGGUUGGCGGUCUGGCUGGUUUCAUCUUCGCCGCCCGUGGAGGCUUCAUCAAGAAGGUGUUGUAUUCGGGCAUUGGAGCUGGUGCAGUCGCCUCCAUGUGCUACCCCCGCCAGGCGGAAGAGAACUGCCGCGUGGUACUCUACGAGGGCCGUAAGAUCUUCGCCGUGGCCUACAACUUCAUCAAGGGUGUGAAGCCAGGAGAGGAAGUGCCCGCAGUGCCCUUCCCUACCUCGCUGGAGGACCUUAAGUACAUGGCCAGCGACCUGUACGAUGAGGCAAAGGAUCUUAUCUUCCCCAAAAAGAAGUAGGAAGUGCCCUCCCGCUAAAAGGGAACUCCUAGUCCACCUCCAUCCGGCCGUGAAGUGUGCAUCGAUUUAAGUUGUAUGAAGCUUGAAUUCUAUCCGAAAGUAGUUAUCUCUUUUCUUGUUGCCAGAAAUAAAUUGGCCUCGCGUCCCAAAAGUGAAA
Drosophila sechellia is the source of this 999-nucleotide messenger RNA. It is a transcript of the gene Mic26-27, whose product is annotated as MICOS complex subunit 26/27. Gene Ontology annotation, cellular component: MICOS complex. Gene Ontology annotation, biological process: cristae formation. The coding region runs from base 162 to 842 and encodes 226 amino acids. The transcript has 2 exons. Lineage: Eukaryota; Metazoa; Arthropoda; Insecta; Diptera; Drosophilidae. The record is from RefSeq and is a predicted model, not a curated record.